CCUGACAGGACCUAGCAGAACCAUGAGCUCACCUUUGGCCUCCUUGAGCAAGACCCGGAAAGUACCCCUGCAGUCGGAGCCUGGGCAUCCCGGGUAGGAGCCGGCCCUGUGGGGUCUUUGUGUCCCUGGCCCGUCCGCCCCUUGACCCUCCCGAGGCUGGGGAGAAUGACCCCUAGUGUCUUGGGGGACACCAAGAAGAAUCCAGUCUGACCACCAGCUGCACUGUGCUGCUUGGAAGACACGAGCCCCGUGGGAGUGGCCUGGCGCCUGCCUAAUCGGCCAUCGGUGUCUGCGGACGUUGGUGGUCUGCCUGCCCCGGCCAGGCCCUGAGGGGGUUUUUACAUCUUUCUGGUACUUCUGUCCUUUCAAACCAUUUUUUAAAAAGAUUUAUUUAUUUGAAAGACCCAUUUACAGAGAGGCAGAGGCAGAGAGAGGGAGAGGGAGAGAGAGAGAAAGGUCUUCCAUCUGCUGGUUCACUCGCAAGAUGGCUGCGACAGCUGCAGCUGGGCCAAUCUGAAGCCAGGAGCCAGGAGCUUCUUCUGAGUCUCCCACGUGGGUGCAGGGGCCCAAGGACUUGGGCCAUCUUCCGCUGCUUUCCCAGGCAUAGCAGAGAGCUGGACUGGAAGUGGAGCAGCCGGGAUUCAAACCGGCACCCGUGUGGGAUGCUGGCACUGCAGGCAGCAGCUUUACUCGCGGUGCCACAGUGCUGGCCCCUCAAGCCAUUUUUAACCCCUCCUUUCCUCCUGCUCUCCUGAAUACCGCUGGAGUCCUUCCGAGGCCAAGGCGACCCAGAGAGGAGGCGAGGGAUAAGAAUCUUCGGAGAUGAAGACGAGGUGGAAAUGCUGAACGAUGGAAAUGGCUCAGAAGAAAGGAUCUCUGUCCCUUCCUGCUAUGGCGGCAUAGGCGCCCCUGUGGGAAGGCAAGGCUCUGUAUCCCAUGACUCUGAGGCGUUGGCCUCCGUGGCCAAGCAGUUGUGGGACCUGGAACGGCUGGUGAAGGCCCAGGCUGAUGAGAUGCUGUCCAAGGAUCAAAAGAUACUGGCCCUGGAGGACUUGGUGAAGACCCUCCAGCAGCACCAAGGCGAGGCCUCCCAGCAGCGGCAGGAGGAGCUGGAGACGAUGUGCGAGCAGCUGCAGCGGCAGGUCGGGGAGAUGGAGCGGUUCCUCAGCGACUAUGGGCUGCACUGGGUGGGCGAGCCCAUGGACCAGGAGGACUCCGAGGGUGACAUAGCCUCAGAAGAUGGCGGGAAGGCCUGGAUGACAGCCAAGAAGUUCUGGAAGCCAGGGGACUCGAUGGUGCCCCCCGAGGUGGAUUUCGACAGGCUUCUGGCCAGCCUGCAGGACCUCAGUGAGCUGGUGGCGGAGGGGGACAUGCAGGUGACACCAGUGCCUGGUGGGGCGCGGCUCUGUGUCCUUGAGCCCAUCCCGCUGAAGUUGUACCGGAACGGCAUCAUGAUGUUCGAUGGGCCCUUCCGGCCCUUCCACGACCCCUCCACGCAGCGCUGCCUCCGAGACAUACUGGAUGGCUUCUUCCCCUCAGAGCUCCAGAGACUGUACCCCGAUGGGGUCCCUUUUAAGGUGAGUGACCUGCGCAAUCAGGUCUACCCGGAGAACGGGCUGGACCCGUUCCCAGGUGAGGGCCGCGUGGUGGGCUGGCAGAAGAUGCGCAAGGCCUCGGACCGGGUGGAGAAGCACCAAGGCUCCACGAUGACCGCAGAGAAAUUUCUGAACAAGCUGCCCAAGUUUGUGAUCCGGCAAGGAGAGGUGGUUGACAUCCGGGGCCCCAUCAGGGACACCUUGCAGAGCUGCUGCCCGUUGCCUGCCCGGGUCCAGGAGAUCAUAGUGGAGACACCUGCCUUGGCCACUGAACGGGAGAGGAGCCAGGAGACCCCCAACACCCCUGCACCCCCACUCUCCAUGCUGCGCAUCAAGUCGGAGAACGGGGAGCAGGCCUUUCUACUGAUGAUGCGGCCCGAAGACACGGUGGGCGACGUGCGCACCCUGCUAGCACAGGCCAGGGCCACGGAUGCCACCGCCUUCGAGAUCUUCAGCACAUUCCCGCCCACAGUCUACCAGGAUGACUCGCUCACGCUGCAGGCCGCAGGCCUGGUGCCCAACGCUACGCUACUGCUGCGGGCACGCAGGGCUCCGCUGGCCAGCCCUGGCUUCAGUCCGGGUCCUGGCCCCCGCCCCUAAUAAAGCGCACG
Messenger RNA from Lepus europaeus (European hare), 2206 nucleotides. It is a transcript of the gene UBXN11, whose product is annotated as UBX domain protein 11. The transcript is spliced from 14 exons. The coding region runs from base 840 to 2195 and encodes 451 amino acids. The record is from RefSeq and is a predicted model, not a curated record. NCBI's taxonomy places the organism in Eukaryota, Metazoa, Chordata, Mammalia, Lagomorpha, Leporidae. Gene Ontology annotation, biological process: proteasome-mediated ubiquitin-dependent protein catabolic process. Gene Ontology annotation, molecular function: ubiquitin binding.